UGACGUCACCGCAUGACUGAGUUUUUAUGAAUGAAAGGAAUCCUGUGAGUGAGUAAUUCCGGGAAGCUCGCCUUACAACUCCGCGCGGCCCCCUGCGCUUCCCGCCCCACAACAAAACUCGGCGCGUCGCUCCCGGGAGCUGGGCUCGGAGCGACCCGCGGUCGGGACCUGAGGGGAGACUGACCAGGGCGCGGGCCGGGACAGCAGCUCGGAAGGCAGCGGGACCCGCGAGUGCCAGGGACGCCAGGCGAAGCAGGCCGAGAGGCGGGUCUCAGCCCAGAGGGCACCUUCUGCAAACAUGUCUGUGGAUCCCCUAUCCAGCAAAGCCCUGAAGAUCAAGCGCGAGCUGAGCGAGAACACGCCGCACCUGUCCGACGAGGCGCUGAUGGGGCUGUCGGUGCGCGAGCUGAACCGGCACCUGCGCGGGCUCUCAGCCGAGGAGGUGACGCGGCUCAAGCAGCGGCGCCGCACACUCAAGAACCGCGGCUACGCAGCCAGCUGCCGCGUGAAGCGCGUGUGCCAGAAAGAGGAGCUGCAGAAGCAGAAGUCGGAGCUGGAGCGCGAGGUGGACAAGCUGGCGCGCGAGAACGCCGCCAUGCGCUUGGAGCUCGACGCGCUGCGCGGCAAGUGCGAGGCGCUGCAGGGCUUCGCCCGCUCCGUGGCCGCCGCCCGCGGGCCCGCCGCGUUGGUGGCUCCGGCCAGCGUCAUCACCAUCGUCAAGUCAGCCCCGAGCCCCGGCCCCGCCCCCGGCCCGGGCCCCGCCCCCGGCCCCGCCGCCUGCUCCUAGUGGCCGCCGAGCCAAGCUCGCUCAGCCCACGCCCAUUCUCCAAACCACAGGCCCCUCUGACCCCAGCUGCCUUCCCUAAGUGCCUAAGCGCAGUCUCUGUCUCCAAGUGCCAUAUCUCUGCAGCCACCAGCCCCCGUGGUGAACACACACGUUCCCUCCCCAGAGCCUGUCUUCCUCCUGCGGCCCCUGAAACUGGGACCUAAUGGCCCUGGGGAGGGGCAACGGUGAUGAGAUAGGAGGUAGGUGGGGUCGGGGUCUGGGGUUUCCUCUGGUAGAAAAUUUCAGACUUCUUAGUUUGGGAGGAGGGGAUACAGAGCGGAUUAGAGAAGGGCCAUCGAGGGGAAGACGGCCACCCCUCAUUCUGUAACAGCUCAGCUUGUGCCAUCAGCCCCUCCCCACCCGCCAGGGAUACAGGACUAGGCUCGGCCCGGUAUGGGUCUUGUGGGGCUGUCUAGCUGGGAAGCUGAUGCUCCCGCCUCCGCCUUGCACCCGGAUGCCUGGCCUUCCAAAGCUGGAAGACUCAUUAGAAAUCACCUAGUGAAGCCCACUUAACAGAUGAGAAAACAGGCCUCUAUCGGACGUGCCCAAGGCCACAUAUGCUUAGUGGUGGAGCUGGAACCCUGUCUUCCCACGCUGCCCUGAGAUUCCAGCCAUGGUUGUCAGGGGGACAGCGGCCAGGGCCUGAACAGGUGGUGAAAGGGCCUCCGUGGCCUGGGAGAUGGCUCUCUGUGAGUCAGGUGAAAAGAAGUAGAGGGAGAGAGAAGGUGACACAGAUGGAAGAGAGGGAAGGAGCUGGCCAGGCUCAACCCUGGGCUCUCCCUGCAGCCAGGGAGCUGGCCAGCCAAAGAGAAAGGGGACCAAGGAGGUGACCACUGUGGCGGUGGGGAGAUGAGAAGACAGAUCCUAUGGUUCUGCAGCCUGGGAUAGGGGUCCUUAAAGGGAAGGGUCCCACCUGUCCACCCUGUGGGAUGGGGGCUGACCACUGCCAUUGAUCGCCAUUCUCUUGGGAAGCCCAGCCCGAGCCUUCCCCCGCCUGCCCGCCCCCAACUAUACAGCUGCUCCUCCCUGCUGUUUAUUUAUUGCACAAAUCUAAGUUAUUCUCCCCAGCCAGAGCCCAGCGCCCACUGCCCGGGAAAAGUGGUGUGUGGCCCUGAGCUGGACUUUAUAUUUUAUAUCUGCAAAUAAAUCACAUUUUAUCUUAUACUUAGGAGAAGCCGGAUGGCAAAAACAACCAAAAAAUGUUUUUUAAAAACAAUUGCCCAGCCCCCGGAAUUUAUUUAUUUUUCUGACUUACAGUAAGCGAGUUAUCCGCCUUCUGUAUUUUGUAGACUUUCUGAAUAAAGUCAAGUUCUCUUUUUCCACA
Molecule: messenger RNA, 2150 nt
Organism: Globicephala melas (long-finned pilot whale)
Lineage: Eukaryota; Metazoa; Chordata; Mammalia; Artiodactyla; Delphinidae
Gene: MAFF
Product: MAF bZIP transcription factor F
Biological process (GO): regulation of transcription by RNA polymerase II; regulation of epidermal cell differentiation
Cellular component (GO): nucleus
Molecular function (GO): DNA-binding transcription factor activity, RNA polymerase II-specific; RNA polymerase II cis-regulatory region sequence-specific DNA binding
Source: RefSeq, a predicted model, not a curated record